AUGCCACGCUUCCCGGACCUUGUACGGGAUACGAAGCUGGACACGGUUUUUGACGGCCCUUUCACGGUCCACAACUAUGACGACUCCGAUGACGAAAACAAGUCGCGGUCCACGCAUCGAUCCGAAUACUGGGAGUCCAAGGAUCGGCUAGCCCAAGGCGGUUUCGGCGAGGUUUGGCUCCAGAAGUGCGAGCAGGGCCAACGGGGACCUUCGCCAGACUUACGCGCCGUCAAGGUGAUCCAGCGAUCUAGCUUUGGGAAUAAGAACCUCGACUACAUAAAUGAGUUGGAGGCUAUUGCUAAGUUCUCGCAGAAGCGGUAUUCGAAAUGUUUCGUGAAACUCCUUGGCUGGUACGAAGACCCCAAGAGGCUCUUCAUUGCUAUGGAGUAUUUUGAUCUGGGCGAUCUACAGAAAUACAUGAGCAGCAAUGACCCUAUGCCGGAGGGGGAUGCACAAGAGAAUAUUCUGAUCAAAGCGCAGCCACCCAAGAGUAAGUGGUGGGUGAAGCUGAGUGACUUCGGCAUCAGCAAACGUAUCGAAGAGGCUACCUAUGUGCCAUCGACGAUCAAAGGCACCCCGCCAUACAUGGCUCCCGAGCUCGUUUUGUACGAACCCGGAAGUAGUUCUCCCAUCAACCACCAGAUAGCCGACAUGUGGGCGCUCGGCGAGAUAAGCUUUCGUAUGCUAACUAAGAACGCGGCUUUUGUCGACUGGAGCGCGGUCGUUCGCUACGUGGUGAACCCAACAGUGUUUCCCUCGCACCAGCUGCAUCAGUAUCAUAUCAGCCCGGAGGCAAACUCUUUCAUCCGCUCUGUCUUGGAACCCAGGAGCAGAAAACCAGCCGCUGGCCUUAGGCCGGAGGCUGGACUCAGCAAUCAUCUUCAUCUGAUACCCGAAGUAGAAAGCAAACUACUGGUCAUUGCCAAAACCCUGGUACCAGCAAUACUGGUCCUGAUGCUUCGGCGGACGACGAUGAUGCUUGGUGGGAAGCACCGUCAUCGGCGUCUACAAGAUUUCAAAAUUGACGGCAAGCAUGUUGAGCUGGCUUUGUGGGAUACCUCCGAUUACAGAAUCCACGAGCGUCGCCGACGUCGAUCAUACGCCGAGUCCGACGUGAUCGUGACUUGCUUUGCAAUUGACUCGCCUGAUUCUUUGGACAACGUGCAACAAAAAUGGGUAUCUAAAGCUCUGCCAUUCCGCCGGUGUCGGCCAGUCAUGCUUGUUGGCUGUAAGAAGGACUUGCGCUAUGAUACUAGAACUAUUGAGAAGCUUCGCAAGACAAAUCAGCACCCCGUUACCCAUGAGGAAGGUGAAGAAGUUGGCAGGAGGAUCGGUGCCUACAAGUACCUCGAAUGCUCUGCCAAGACUAAUGAGGGUAUCAAGGAGGGUCACAAGCUAUAUGACAAGGGGAAGAGUUUGGCUGAGGCUUUGCAGGUGACAAGUAGUGGAACAGCAAAGACUCUAGUCUAG
This is a messenger RNA of Diaporthe amygdali, 1470 nucleotides long. RefSeq lists its product as uncharacterized. The transcript has 7 exons. Gene Ontology annotation, biological process: small GTPase-mediated signal transduction; protein phosphorylation. Lineage: Eukaryota; Fungi; Ascomycota; Sordariomycetes; Diaporthales; Diaporthaceae. The record is from RefSeq and is a predicted model, not a curated record. Bases 1 to 1470 code for a protein of 489 amino acids. Gene Ontology annotation, molecular function: ATP binding; GTP binding; protein kinase activity.